Molecule: messenger RNA, 1602 nt
Organism: Miniopterus natalensis
Lineage: Eukaryota; Metazoa; Chordata; Mammalia; Chiroptera; Miniopteridae
Source: RefSeq, a predicted model, not a curated record
AUGGGAGGGGAAGUUGUCGUGUUUACACUUAGCCUCCAACUGAGAACGGGAAAAUACGGAGCUUGGUUUCUGAAGUGUUCAAAUCCCAGAUUCUCACGUUCUCAUGGGACCCCCAUCUCUGCCGCCACUGUCUACCCACAGGUGAUUAUCGCUGACGACUACUCAGAUCCCUUUGAUGCCAAGAAUGAUCUCAAGAGUAAAGCAGGAAAGGGGGAGAGUGCUGGCUACAUGGAGCCCUACGAGGCCCAGAGGAUCAUGACAGAAUUUCAGAGGCAGGAAAGUGUCCGGUCCCAGCACAAAGGCAUCCAGUUAUAUGAUACCCCUUACGAACCCGAGGGCCAAAGCUUCGAUUCGGACUCAGAGAGUGCAGUCAGCCCCCGACUGCGGGAGAGCAAGCUGCCCCAGGAUGACGACAGGCCCGCCGAUGAGUACGACCAGCCGUGGGAGUGGAACCGGGUCACCAUCCCAGCUCUGGCAGCCCAGUUCAACGGCAACGAGAAACGACAGUCAUCCCCCUCUCCUUCCCGGGACCGGCGGCGCCAGCUUCGAGCUCCCGGAGGGGGCUUCAAGCCCAUCAAACAUGGGAGCCCCGAGUUCUGUGGGAUCCUGGGAGAAAGAGUGGAUCCUGCUGUCCCUCUGGAGAAGCAAAUAUGGUAUCAUGGAGCCAUCACCAGAGGGGAUGCGGAGAACCUGCUGCGGCUGUGCAAGGAGUGCAGCUACCUUGUCCGGAACAGUCAGACCAGCAAGCAUGACUACUCCCUGUCCCUGAAGAGCAACCAGGGCUUUAUGCACAUGAAACUGGCCAAAACCAAAGAGAAAUACAUUCUGGGUCAGAACAGCCCCCCGUUCGACAGUGUCCCAGAAGUCAUCCACUACUACACCACCAGAAAGCUGCCCAUCAAGGGGGCCGAGCACUUGUCCCUCCUCUACCCUGUGGCUGUGCGGACCCUGUGAGAGGACCAGCCUCGCCCUGCUGUGCGACAGGGCCCAGACCUGGAGGAGCCGAGCCCCCGCCGGCCGGCCGUGUCCAGUUCGUGCCGUGUGUAUGGUACUCGCUCACCACUGCAUGUCUCGAGAAUGCUGUUGCCACUAUGGGGGCUGGGCAAGGCCUGGAUAAAGACAGAGGGACGGCCCACAAGCCACCCCAGCCCCCACCCCGCCCCCUCCUUCAGUUCCUGUGAAUUAAAAUAUUUGCAGAUCCAAAGAGAUGCCUUCCAGGAUGAACAAAGGGGAGCAGCUCCGAGGGGCCUGGCGGGAACUGCCUGGGUUGCAGCUCUUUGUUCUCCAGCUGUCAGGAAUUCACACCUGUGUGUGGGGCACAGCUUUCCCACCAGGGCCCCGCCGGUGCUGGGAGCCAAAUGCUGGUGCUUGGAGAGCCCAGAGGCCCCUGGAGUCCUGCCCCCCUCUGGUGUGCGUGUGUCUGUGUGUGUGUGAGUGUGAGCACUUACGUGAGACAACAUUGUCACACACAGAUGUGAGUAAGCCCACUAAUCCACGUUUAGUCACUCAGCGUAAUCAUUAGAUCUUCAAGGAAUCAUUGUGUGGUCAAAAAGAGGAUUCAAUUAUUUAUGAAUAGGGUGUGUAAAUAAAAUAGUCAUUUAA